Messenger RNA from Panthera uncia (snow leopard), 3432 nucleotides. RefSeq names its product phospholamban (gene PLN). Gene Ontology annotation, molecular function: ATPase inhibitor activity. Gene Ontology annotation, cellular component: membrane; sarcoplasmic reticulum. The transcript has 2 exons. Gene Ontology annotation, biological process: negative regulation of heart rate; negative regulation of ATPase-coupled calcium transmembrane transporter activity; negative regulation of calcium ion import into sarcoplasmic reticulum. The record is from RefSeq and is a predicted model, not a curated record. Lineage: Eukaryota; Metazoa; Chordata; Mammalia; Carnivora; Felidae. Bases 237 to 395 code for a protein of 52 amino acids.
AUACUUUUCCUCCUACACCUACUUCAAUUGUUCCCAGAAGUCUGGUAACAGAGUCAGAAAACUUUCUAACUAAACACCGAUAAGACUUCAUACAACUCACAAUACUCUCUAUAUUGUGAUCAUCACAACAGCCAAGGCUACCUAACGGAAGACAGUGAUUGAGCUCACAACUGGCUGCCAGCUUUUCCCUUCCUCUUCACCAUUUAAAACUUCAGACUUCCUGCUUUCCUUGCAUCAUGGAGAAAGUCCAAUACCUCACUCGCUCUGCUAUAAGAAGAGCUUCAACCAUUGAAAUGCCUCAACAAGCACGUCAAAAUCUCCAGAACCUAUUUAUAAAUUUCUGUCUCAUUUUAAUAUGUCUCUUGUUGAUCUGCAUCAUUGUGAUGCUUCUCUGAAGUUCUGCUGCAAUCCCCAGUGAUGCAACUUGUCACCAUCAGCAUAAAAUCUGUCAUCCCAUGAAGAAGGGGAAAUACUACAUACCAGACCACUUCCUAAGUAGAAGAAUUUCUUUGUGAAAAGGUCAAGAUUCAGAACAAAACAAUUGUUAGCAAAUGUAUUCAUCUGUGGGAUCUUGUAAACAUGAAAGGAGCUUUAUUUUCAAAAAUUAACUUCAAAAUGACUAUAAGUGUGUAUAAUGUAACUAUCAAAUUCCUCUACCGAGCUUGUAAGUUUCUAUCCCAAAUUUCUUCUGAGGAUGAACUAGAAGUUUAGUUUUGAAACUGCACUGUUAACCCGUUCACUUCACCUAUAAAGCAUUAGCUUCACUUUUUGGGGUAAAUGUAUAUUGUACUGCAAAAGCCUCUCCGAUGUUUAAGUAUUUUUCAGGUUUUCACCAAGUUUGUACCAAAAUAAUCACUCAAAUGAAGUGUCAUCAUUUGAAAUAGCCUAUGGAUUCCUCACAUCAUUUACUUUUGUUAUUAUCAUUCAGAAGUCUUUGUAGUAACUCUCAAAACCUACAUUUUAAAACAGAAAUUGUAUUCUUUCUCUACACUACACUAAGAUUUUUAAGCUUUAUGAAAAAGAAAUAUGAAAAAGCAAGGCCAUACGCUUACAUAAAUAAAAUUUCUCUUAAUUUUUUCAAAGAAUUACAGAAUUCUAGUAUACAUAGGCUAACAAUAAAUCUGUCCUCUCUAGUACAUUAUGAUCGUCAGAUGAGAACUACUGGUUAAUUUAACAGCUGAUAGUAUAAUUAGCCAUAAUUAUUAAUACACUACUAGAAUCUAACCUUAAUUUAAGGCACUACAGUUGAUCAUCUGAGUACAUAACUUACUACACUAUGUCUUUUGAAUCAUGAAAGCUUAACACUUUAGAAUGAUUUUAUAGAUUGUCUUCUAUUCUAACCUCAUACUCAAUGUAGGCAAGGAAAAUAAUUUUUAAUAAAAGAAAAAUAUAUUAUUUAAAGCAUUUAAAAAAUAAAAAUUUGGGUUCCCCCAAAUUAAUUAUUUGAUCACAUUUUGACACAAACUUCUUGUCCUGUUUAUUAAGAGGAUAUAGCUAUUUUCCUUAAUCUAUCAACCAGAUGGUCAAUACCUACCUACUUGGUAGGCCAUUCUACCAUGCUAAAUUAUAAAUCCAGCAAUGCUAAUCUACAAUUAUGUUCUUGCUGAAUACAUUUUCAAUUUCCCCUGUGAUCAUUUAAAAAUACCUUCCAACUCAUAAUGGAAGUUAAAAAAAAAAGUGGUGUUGGAAAAUAUAUUCACCAAAAUGUCAUGAUUUAAGUAAUUUGACUCAGUUUAAAAUUAGGCCCGAAGUAAUUUAUACCUAUACUGCAUAAUACAAUAAUUUUAGCUUCGAUUCAAGACAUAUUACUAAUAUAGCAAUUACUAAAAGAGUAGAAAACACACAAUUUACUGACUUGCCAAAAUGAGGUUACUAAAAGAAUUUGAAAAGUCAGUAUACCAACUCUGGUUUGUAGUACAAGUGCUACUAACAGUGUGGUCUAGGAGACACUGCUUUUUUCUGGGCAUCUGAGAGGUACUGGAGAUGGGGAGGGAGACAGUUUUGGUUCACUGAUAUCUGAGAAAAGAGGAAAAAGGGAUCUCAUACUGACAGGGAGAUUUCUUCAGCAAAGCCUCAUCUAUGGGCUGGAAAUCCCUAACAUCAAUUAAAAAGCUUAUAAAUAACAAGCAAUACAUUUACCUCACUGGUGUCAGUAAUUACUUAUGAAAAAAGUAACCAAGUUCUAUUAUUAGCUGCACUGAUCUUAAAAAUAAGUGGAAAAUUCGAAAUGCCAAAUUUUAUGCCUUCCAUUAUAUUGUUCUCUCUAACAUCAACAUCAAACUAUAUAUAAAAUGUGAAGUCAUGGGGUUUUUCCUAAGUAAAACAGAAGUAAGUUUUUUGUUUUCAUUCUGCCCUUAACAGAAAUUAAAACCUUUUUCUUGAAAAUUACAGAAUACUGUAACUCAGACUAUAAAGAACAAAAAGCUAUUCUUUAAAUGGAACUUAUUUAUUCUGUUUAUCAUGAUAUGUAAAGAGUAAGAAAUAAUAAAACAAUGUAUUUAAAAUUUUUUAAAUAUCAAAUGUUCUUUCUCCUGUAGAAUAAAUUCUACUCUUAAUUUACAGGGUACUAAAAAUGAACCAAUUUUUCAAUGUUUAAUGUUCCUUUUAUACUUUAGUUGGUUCAAAAUGUUUGUUUAAUGUAAACCACCUACAAUAAAAAGAACUGUUUUGAACUCGGUGAAAUCUCUCUUUAAUAAACUCAUAAUUGAUAUGACCAUAAAACAAUCUAAUUAUAAGUAGUUUUGAUCUUGUAGGUUUUCAGUGGCUUUUCUCAAAUAAAAUAAGAUCAAGAUUUCCUGAUACAGACACAAGAGGGCAGACCUACAUAAAGUAAUGAAUUUCCUAUUGUCUAGAUUUUUACUUCUCCUUUUGAUUAUUUUUUAGACUUCAGGCAAAGUGGGAAAAUAAUAAAUUUUCAGAAAAUAUUUGCUCUGCCGGUAAGUAAAAGCACAACUUUAAAAUGCAUAAAAUUAUAUGCCAAUACCAUGUAGAAAAAUUGAAAGGUUAAACUCAAACACAUUACUAAUUUACUACAGCAUGUAUACAAAACCAAUUAUAUGCUUUUUAGCUACCUAUUAAAUGUAUCACAAUCUCACAUCCUAACUAUUUAGACUGUCAUAGGGUCCACAUCUUUCAAUGCACAGUUACCUUUUUUUAACAAUAAAAACAAACAAAAAAUUAAAGAUAAACAAUACAAAAAUAAGAAAAAAAGAAAACUUUUUUUUCAUAGUAUGUAAUAGAGUACAAAAAACACUCUCAUGUUAAAAAUAAAACUUUUUCAGGGGCGCCUGGGUGGCUCAGUGAGUUAAGCCUCCAACUUCGGCUCAGGUCAUUAUCUCACCUAUCCCGAGUUUGAGCCCCACAUCAGGCUCGCCGCUAUCAGCACAGAGCCCACUUGCGAUCCUGUGUCUCUCUCUCUCUCUCUCUCUCUCU